Messenger RNA from Mesorhabditis spiculigera, 276 nucleotides. Lineage: Eukaryota; Metazoa; Nematoda; Chromadorea; Rhabditida; Rhabditidae. The record is from the annotation of a GenBank genome assembly.
AUGAACGGGGUUACAAAAGCAGCACUUAUCUUUGAUGAGGGCCCGCCCGGCCUGAUCGAUUUGGCCUCGAGCCUGAUCGAGCGGUUUCGAGACGCUGCGGUCCGACACUCGCGACACGACAGAUGUGGCUUCAAUGGGAGGGUGCGAGCUGCGGAUGCCGAUCGACAACGGAUGCAGAUGGAAGACCCAAGGCCGAAGGAUGCGACACAAGCCUCGGACCGCAGCGUUUUCGCGCCGUUCGAACGGCUCCGAGCCGCCUCGAUUGGGGCCGGGAAU